CAGAAUCUGACGAUUUAUUCCAAUCAUUUCGAUAUGUAUUUAUCUGAGUAUUUUAAUACGCUGUGCCGUACACAUGCUUCCCUAUUUGCGUUCGAACGAGCAGUUUACGCCGUAGAGGUUGAGAUCCCGAUGGUCAGAUCGAAUCAUGGGUCAUUGCCGGGAACGCCGGAGAAGAUAAUGUUUCGAACUUAACAUGGAUCCGUUCACAAUCUAAGCUAGGAAGAUCCACAUUUGAAUUCUGAGACUUUGAAUCAAUCCGAUCUGAUAUCAGUUUGAUUGAGUGCCAUAGUGACUUUAGCUUUCUUCUUUUAUCGAGCGAUAACUUUUCCCGUGUUCUACCAGAUAUAUCCGUGUAGUGUGCUGUUGCACUGAAUGAUGCUGGAGAUGGCAAAGCGUGAUGGAUCCGGACGGAGUCAUCUGUAUUCGUCAUGUCCUGACGACUUGUAUUGAGAGAAUCAGAGAAUGAGAGGAACAACAGCAAUGGCAGCAAUAGCAGCAAUAGCAGCAAUAGCAGCAAUGGCAGCAAUGGCAGCUAUAGCAGCAACAAGAACAAGCAC
This is a messenger RNA of Guillardia theta CCMP2712, 557 nucleotides long. RefSeq lists its product as hypothetical. Bases 34 to 192 code for a protein of 52 amino acids. NCBI's taxonomy places the organism in Eukaryota, Cryptophyceae, Pyrenomonadales, Geminigeraceae. The transcript has a single exon. The record is from RefSeq and is a predicted model, not a curated record.